Messenger RNA from Thecamonas trahens ATCC 50062, 1614 nucleotides. Its product is annotated as N-acetylglucosamine-6-phosphate deacetylase. The coding region runs from base 1 to 1614 and encodes 537 amino acids. The record is from RefSeq and is a predicted model, not a curated record. NCBI's taxonomy places the organism in Eukaryota, Apusomonadida, Apusomonadidae. The transcript is spliced from 2 exons. Gene Ontology annotation, molecular function: N-acetylglucosamine-6-phosphate deacetylase activity. Gene Ontology annotation, biological process: N-acetylglucosamine catabolic process.
AUGUCGGCAUCAGCACCGGGAACUCGGCACGUCCGCCAUCACUUUGCCGACGCCGACGCCGACAACGCCCCCGUCGAUGAUGAGACGGGCGAAGGCGGCUCAAGGAGUCACGACGGCACUCUGUGCGAGACGGACAAAGCGUGCAUAGUGACGAUCAGUAGCACGAGUGGGCGGAUUGUGCAGAUCGACUCGGCUGGAUCUGCCUCUGCCGUGAUCGCCGCCGUGUCUGCCGCCAAAGCCACAGCCGCUGCCUCUGGCUGUUCGCUCUCUGUCCUCCGCGCCGCGGUAGCCAUCCCGGGCCUUGUGGACAUGCACACGCACGGGCUGACGGGCGACGGCGACGGAUGCGCCGACGUGGUGGAGGCAUGGGCCGUGCCGGAGCCCUCGCUCGCACGCCUCGCCGCCGCAGGCACUACUUCGGUCGUCCCCUCGCUCACCUUUCCCACCCACAGGUGGGACGCCACCUGCGCCGCUCUGUGUGCCCUGGCCCGUGCUGCCGGUGAGGGGCGGGGGGCGGGCGAGGCGAGCAAGGCGGGCGUGGGCGACUUGGCCGAGGCCGGCGACUCGGUGCGGGCGGGCGACUUGGCCGAGGCCGGCGACUCGGUGCGAGCGGGCGACUUGGCCGAGGCCGGCGACUCGGUGCGGGCGGGCGACUUGGCCGAGGCCGGCGACUCGGUGCGGGCGGGCGACUCGGUGCGGGCGGGGAUCGGCAAGGCGGAGCGAAGCUGGAUGGGCGCGCGGGUGCUGGGCGUGCAUGCCGAGGGCCCUGUGGUAGCAGAUGCGGGUGGGCUGCCUGAUCCGGGCAAGCGGGCGUGGGCAAGGGAGAGCGCGGCGGCUGUGGAACGGGUGUUGGACGCAGCAGAAGAGGCAGGGAUUGCUGUCAAGGUCAUGACCAUCGCGCCGUCGGCAGACGCAGUGUCUGGGUAUGCGGGAAUCGCAGCGAUGGUCAAGCGCGGAGUGGUGCCGGCGCUUGGACACGACCGCAGCGCGCAGUGGGACCAGGUCAUCGGCGCGCUCGAGGCCGCCGCCCCAUCCCGCUGCCAUCUCACCCAUGUCUUUAACGUGCAGACCUUUCAUCAUCGGCUCCCAUCGCUGGGCAACCUCGCGCUCAUGCGAAGCCUUCCGCCAAGCCUGGCCCACGUCCCGAUGCCGACAGCCGAGGCCGUGGGCGACGGCCUCCACCUCCAUCCGACAGUCAUGCACGCCCUCGCCACCAUCCGCCCACCGACCUCGCUCGCCUGGAUCUCCGACUCGAUCCUCACUCCGUCGGCUGUCGGCGACCACGCGUACUGCGGCCGUCGGGUGGCCAUCGGCUCGGUCCCGGGCUGCUCCACGCCGGCAGUCGUGCUCGCCAGCGGCGACACGGACGCUGCCCCAGUCAUCGCCGGCUCGUGCAGUGCCCUCCUUGAUACGGUUCGCCUCCUCGUCAACGAGCUCGGCAUUGCGCUCGACGACGCCGUCCGCACUUGCGCUACCACGCCCGCAGACAUUGUCGGCGCAGACCAUGUCGGCCGCCUUGCUGUCGGCGCCAUGGGCGACGUACUCCUCCUCGACGCCGAUCUCGCACUCAUUGCUGUGAUUAUGGGUGGCGUGCUUGUCCCGGCAUCAGGCUAA